Molecule: messenger RNA, 2824 nt
Organism: Zychaea mexicana
Lineage: Eukaryota; Fungi; Mucoromycota; Mucoromycetes; Mucorales; Lichtheimiaceae
Product: phosphatidylinositol 3-kinase
Exons: 17
Coding region: 45-2591 (848 amino acids)
Biological process (GO): phosphatidylinositol-mediated signaling; autophagosome assembly; autophagy of peroxisome
Cellular component (GO): cytoplasm; phosphatidylinositol 3-kinase complex, class III, type I; phosphatidylinositol 3-kinase complex, class III, type II
Molecular function (GO): 1-phosphatidylinositol-3-kinase activity
Source: RefSeq, a predicted model, not a curated record
AUCACUUUUUUAAACUCUGCUGCGUUCGUUCAUGCUACUCAAAUAUGGAUUUUUCAUAUUGCUUAAGUAAAAACGUCGAGCUACCCGUGUCAAUUCGAAUUGCUACGCUUGAAGGAUCGUGCGAUCGAAAACAGUGGACGAACAGUUUGGACGACAUUGCUGAAGGGGUCAACUCUGACUUUUUUGUUACGGUGCAGUUGUAUGGCGAUAAUAAGCCGUUGACAGUGCCUGUUCGGACUAGCUACAAGGCGUUUACCAACCAUCAUGCCUGGAACGAAUGGUUGACGUUACCGAUAAAAUAUUGCGACUUGCCGUCUUCGGCUCAAUGUGCUAUCACUGUGUGGGAUAUUGUUGGACCACGGAAACCUGUACCUGUAGGCGGCACAACAUUGGAAUUAUUCGGUAAACACUUCACUUUACGCAGGGGCAAGCAGAAACUACAUAUUUGGCCGGGGAAGGAAGCGGAUGGCCGAGUAAAUACUACAACUCCAAGCAAAGUCAAAUUGGACGAUGAUAUGGAAAAACUUGAAAAGCUUGUCAAACGGUACGACUGUGGAGAUAUACGGCCAGUUGAGUGGUUGGACAAGCUGGCGUUUCGACAGAUCGAGCAAAUCCAUAUGAAGGCGGCAGAAAGAGCGACAGAAAUGGCCUUGUAUGUCGAUCUUCCCAAGUUUGAUUUCCCAGUUGUCUUUGGAGAAACGGAAUAUACCCUUCCAAGUGUAGCGUCGGCCUUAUCCAAUCCACAGCAACCAUCAAAUCAAACAAACGCUGCUAUUGCAAAUGCCAUGAAUCAGCCCAUGUAUACCGAGAAUGGAAAUCCAAUCCAAUCAUCCAAUACCCACCCUACCGAUAACCCACAAAAUUAUUCGCUUGUUUUGGAUCUGGAUAUUGCUCGCGAUAAUCCAGUUGAAGCCAAGCACCGCCGUUUAGUCCGUAGCCAUAGAAACGGACCCCUGGACCGUGAUCUGAAACCAAAUCCUAAAAUUCGUGAUGAACUCAACAAUAUCAUGUCAUACCCUCCAACACAAACACUCACGACCGAAGAAAAAGAUCUUGUCUGGAAGUUCCGAUUUUAUCUCACGCGAGACAAAAGGGCACUCACCAAGUUUCUCAAAUGUGUGGUAUGGACGGAUCCAACCGAAGUCCGCCAAGCAGUCGAUUUGCUGCCACUCUGGGUUGACAUUGACGUUGAUGAUGCGCUAGAGUUGCUGGGUAAAGAGUUUGGCAAUCGAUCGGUACGCUCGUAUGCUGUCAACCAACUGCGAAAAGCAGACGAUGAUGACCUGCUGUUGUAUUUGCUACAACUUGUUCAGGCUCUCAAGUUCGAGCAUCUGGUCGAAAAGGGUCCACAAUCAUAUGACUCGUCGUUGCUUCAAUUUCUAAUUGACCGAGCAAUUCGAAACCCUAUCUUGGGCAACUACUUCCAUUGGUAUUUGAUGGUUGAAUGCGGGGACAAGGUAGUCGGAAAAAUGUAUGGGAAGGUUGCAUUUCAAUAUUUUACAACGUUACUCGAGGCUCCUAAUGGAUAUAAACGACGCGAUGUGCUUCGAGAACAAGGGGAACUAGUGCUGUCUAUGUCAAAGCUAUCAAAAGAGGUCCGACUAAUGAAAGACGUCAGAGCUAAAAAGAUUGAAAAAAUGCGUGUAAUGCUGUCUGAUCCUAAAGGGAUGUUGGCCAAUAUACCCGAUCUUCCGUUGCCACUUGAUCCAGCAAAGACCGUAUCUCGAGUCAUUCCUGCAAAAUCUAGCAUCUUCAACAGUAACCUGCAGCCAUUACGAUUAACAUUUGUUUGUCAAGACGAGACAGAAUAUCCGGUUAUUUUCAAGAAUGGUGAUGAUUUGCGACAGGACCAGCUUGUGAUUCAAAUUAUCACGUUGAUGGACAAACUGCUACGAAAGGAGAAUCUCGAUUUAAAGCUGACGCCCUACAAAGUACUUGCUACUGGAACAGAGCAUGGAUUGGUACAGUUUAUACCGUCAAAGCCUCUUGCUGCGGUAUUGAACGAGCAUCAAAAUAGCGUUGUCGAAUUCUUGAAGCAACAUCACCCAGACGAUGGGCCUGACAACAUUAUGGGAGUCGAUGCUCAGGUCAUGGAAACCUAUAUCCGCAGUUGUGCCGGAUAUUGUGUCAUUACGUAUUUGUUAGGCGUUGGCGAUCGCCAUUUGGAUAACCUGCUACUUUCUCCAGAUGGCCAUCUAUUCCACGUUGAUUUUGGAUUCAUCUUGGGCCGUGAUCCAAAACCUUUCCCGCCGCCCAUGAAACUAUGCAAAGAAAUGAUUGAAGCGAUGGGUGGUGCAAAUUCACGUCACUAUAACAAGUUCCGACAAUAUUGCUAUACAGCAUUCACAACUCUAAGACGUAACGCCAACCUGAUUCUCAACUUGUUUGCUUUGAUGGUGGAUGCGAACAUACCGGAUAUCAAGAUCGAACCCGACAAGGCAGUCUACAAAGUCCAGGAAAAGUUCAGAUUGGAUUUAUCCGAGGAAGCAGCUAUUGCAUAUUUCCAAAGCCUGAUCUCAGAAAGUGUUAAUGCACUUUUCCCUCAGAUUAUGGAGACAGUUCAUAAAUGGGCCCAGUAUUGGAGAAGCUAAAAAGUCAAUAAAUCGCAUGCUUGUUUGUCGCAGCAGACCCCGGAAUGAAAAAUUGUAUUGACAAGAGUGCUACGGUUUAAGUGGGAUGCUUGAUAAUUUAGCUUUGUGCUGCCAAACACACACACAGAUGAUCAUCAUCAUUGUUGUCUGACAGCAGAACAUAUCAAGGGGCUGAUUUUAUCCGGAUUGCUGCAAAAGGGCUCAUCCAGAUUUUGUCAGUGCUUUUCUUUCAU